Lampris incognitus (smalleye Pacific opah) is the source of this 477-nucleotide messenger RNA. Its product is annotated as calglandulin-like. The transcript is spliced from 5 exons. Gene Ontology annotation, cellular component: myosin II complex. Lineage: Eukaryota; Metazoa; Chordata; Actinopteri; Lampriformes; Lampridae. Gene Ontology annotation, molecular function: calcium ion binding. The record is from RefSeq and is a predicted model, not a curated record. The coding region runs from base 1 to 477 and encodes 158 amino acids.
AUGGUGAGUACUGUCAGCAAGCUGACACAGGAGCAGAUCAUGGAGUAUAAAGGCGUGUUUGAGAUGUUUGACGAGGAGGGAAAUGGAGACGUGAAGACACAGGAGCUGGAGAGGUUGAUGAGCUUAAUGGGAAUCAACCCCACCAAGAGAGAGCUCGGUCAGAUGGCCAAAGACGUGGACAAAGACGGCAAGGGCACUUUCAACUGUGACAGCUUCCUUGGUCUAAUGGCACUGUACCACGAGAGAACAAAAAACCAGGACACCCAACUCAGAGCAGCUUUCAAAGUCUUUGACAAAGAAGCCAAGGGAUAUAUUGAGUGGAAUAGCCUUAAAUAUGUGCUGAUGAAUGCCGGAGAGCCGCUUAAUGAGAACGAGGCGGAGCAGAUGAUGAAGGAGGCAGAUAAAGAUGGAGACGGGACCAUUGAUUAUGAAGAAUUCGUGGCCAUGAUGACGGGGGACUCAUUCAAAAUGAGCUGA